AUGCCGCUCGAAAUCCGCCGUCUUGAAGAGGCCGAUGUGCCGCAAUUCGUGGACAUCACGACCGCCGCCCUCUACUCCUCCGGCAUGGGCCGCGCCUUGCACGACGACCCUCCGCACCCGGUUCACCUCGAGCAGCGCAAGGAGAAGCUCCGCAAGGCCCUCUCCAAGCCCAACACGCACCACCUGAAGGUCGUCGACACGGACAACAACGACGAGAUAAUCGCCGGCGCCAUUUGGUCCUUCUUCGACAACGGGAGGUCUGACGAGGAGCUCAAGGAGCUGGAGCAGCCCUUCGAGCCCAUCGAGGAGGAGCGUGAGCGGUUCGGCGCAGCCCAGAAGGCCUUCUUCGGCGGCUACCUCCACCGUGUGAGGCGCCAGCUGGGAAAGACGCCGCACUACUUCCUCAACCUCCUCGUUACGCACCCGAACCACCACCGCCGCGGUGCAGGUGGCAUGCUCGUCCGCUGGGGUACUCAGCAAGCCGACAAGGUUGGUCUGAUUUGCUUCCUCGAGGCCAGCGAGGCUGGCAGACCCUUGUACAAGCGCCACGGCUUCGAAGACCAGGAGACCGUUGUCUUCGAUUUCUCCAAGUAUGGCCUGAGCGGAACCGACACGAACACCACAAUGAUCAGGCAACCGGUGAAGAACUAA
Lasiodiplodia theobromae is the source of this 651-nucleotide messenger RNA. Its product is annotated as Gnat family acetyltransferase. The transcript is spliced from 2 exons. The record is from RefSeq and is a predicted model, not a curated record. Bases 1 to 651 code for a protein of 216 amino acids. Lineage: Eukaryota; Fungi; Ascomycota; Dothideomycetes; Botryosphaeriales; Botryosphaeriaceae. Gene Ontology annotation, molecular function: acyltransferase activity, transferring groups other than amino-acyl groups.